CUCCCAGAGAGAAAGAGAGAGAUUUCGAAAUGAGAGCAUUUCUGAUGAGGGCCGGUUCGAUGCCGAUUCACCAACGGUUCGUCUCGGGUUCGUCCAAGACCUCUAUCUCCCGCCAUAAUUCGUUCGGAGAAUCCUUCUCCGGCCACGGCGACAGAUCCGCCUCCAGGAUCUCGCUCAACGUCAGGUCCUCCGAUCAGUCCCCGGCGACGCACGUCGGGAUGCGGAGGGCAUUUUCGGAGAGUGACGUCAUCAUAUCGGAGAGAAUGCCGCGGAGUAGUGCCGGAUUCAAGCCUUCGCCGGCUAGAAUUUCGGAGGAGGCGGCGGAUGUCCCGUAUGGUUGGGGAUCGUUGAUCUUGAAGGAGAGCGGUAUUCCAGUGGAGGAGAUGGGGCUCUCCGGCGGUGGAUCCGGUAGAGGCCCCGGCGACAGCGGCAGUAGUGGAAACUCGAGCAGAGGAGGCGAUUACAACGAUAGGAGCAAGAUCGGGGAGUAUUACAGGGAAAUGUUGAAAUCCAACCCGAACAGUUCACUUCUCCUGAUGAACUAUGGGAGAUUCUUGUACGAGGUGGAGAAAGACGCAGAGAGAGCGGAGGAGUACUAUGGAAGAGCGAUAAUGGAGAGGCCAGGGGAUGGAGAAGCGUUGACGAUGUAUGGGAAGUUGAUAUGGGAGACGGAGAGAGAUGAGGAAAGAGCCAAAGGGUACUUUGACCAAGCCGUCAAUGCCUCUCCCGAUGACUGUAUGGUACUGGGAUCAUAUGCACACUUCAUGUGGGAGGCAGAUGAUGACGACGAUGAUGAUGAUGAUGGAUUCCCAGCUCUAUCGCCAGCCAUGGUUUCUGCUGCGGUUUAAGACCCACCAUUACUUUAAAAGGGGCUCUCUCUCUCUCUUAACACUAGUGAAUAGAGUAUGUAUAAUCUACGUUUUUUUCCCACUAACUCUGUUAUCUUGUUUACUUUGUGGUAAUCUUCCCUCUCGUGUAGUAUGUAACCUUGACAGAGCCAUAACCUUUGUAUGUGAGUAGACUGUAUUGUACUUUGUAAGAGAGUCCAACGUGUAACAUACAGGACCCUUGUUCUGCUUUCAAUGUCCAUCCCACACUGGAUUGAGAUUCA
Messenger RNA from Tarenaya hassleriana, 1111 nucleotides. RefSeq lists its product as uncharacterized. Bases 30 to 848 code for a protein of 272 amino acids. The record is from RefSeq and is a predicted model, not a curated record. The transcript is spliced from 3 exons. Lineage: Eukaryota; Viridiplantae; Streptophyta; Magnoliopsida; Brassicales; Cleomaceae. Gene Ontology annotation, molecular function: protein binding.